This is a messenger RNA of Peronospora belbahrii, 246 nucleotides long. The record is from the annotation of a GenBank genome assembly. Lineage: Eukaryota; Oomycota; Peronosporomycetes; Peronosporales; Peronosporaceae.
AUGUCGUCGUCAUCCGUGCUCCAUUUGUACCGUCAGAUGCUGCGUAAUGCCGCUAAUUUUGAGAACUAUAAUUUUCGCAGCUACGCUCUACGUCGCAUCAAGGAAGAUUUUCGCAAGAAUAAGACACUUGAGACUGCUAUAUCCACCGCAUAUGAAGAGUGUGAUGGAGACGAUCGGUUAUUAGAGGGACACUGUAAUAUUGUUUAUAAGGUGCUAUUCCAAGAUCUGAGGCAUUGUAUGACUUAG